This is a messenger RNA of Peronospora matthiolae, 945 nucleotides long. The record is from the annotation of a GenBank genome assembly. Lineage: Eukaryota; Oomycota; Peronosporomycetes; Peronosporales; Peronosporaceae.
AUGGGUGUCGACGUGAUGGAUGCCAAUGUCGAUGCGAUCGACAUCGAUGAUGAUGAUGUCGACGAUGCUGGUAUAUUCGGCAUCGCCAAUGACUGCCACAGUGAGGAGGAUGACGCCCCUACUGGUGCAGACAACGUUCUUUCAGCAUUGCGCAUGAAGCGCACUGCUGUUGACACGGGUGAAUCAGCAGAAAAAGUUCUGCUGACUCGCGAAGCAGAAAAGAACGCAGACAAACGUGGAAGAGCAAACGCUCUUUCAUUUGAUCAAGGAGAUUUAGUUUCACUGUCGACAGUAAAUCUACCAAAAAUUGCAGUGACAAAACUGGGCAGCAGCAGAUUACUGCCCAAGUGUAUUGGUCCAUUUCGUGUGUUGCGCCGCAUUGGUAACGCAUACACGAUUAAACUGCCUCGUAGGAUGCGUACGCAUCCUACGCUUUACGCUGGACGUCUCCGCCCGUACUAUCAGUUCGAGCCCGUUUCGAGAUGCGAAGAACACCUCUGCGGUAAAGGGCCGAGACCACUUUCGAGUGGUCCCGUUUCAACGAGCCAGUCUGGCCGAAUAGCGAAGCGACCUGUUCACGCAGCUCAGCGAUGUCUCGACGAGCAGCAGCCAGCUCAUCACGAAGAGAACGAGUCGAACAUUCGUUCUCAAGUUGCGCGUACGCAAACGCGGCACGAUCGUCCAAACGAUCGUGCGUUCGGGAAUUGUAAUUAUCCCUUACAAGAUCCUGAAGCCCAUGACGCUGAGUCCGUUCAUGAGCCAGGUCAUCUUGCAACUGUUUCGUUACACGGUUCAGCUCUUGAACAUCAAGCUGAUCCGACCCUCGAGCCGGAUCAGGUGUUCCCACCGUCGCCACAUCCUUCGGUGGAUUUUGGCGGUGGUCAAUGCUUUCUGGUGGAGCGUAUUUUUAACCACCGCGACGUGAUUGGCGUCCGGACGAGCUGA